Messenger RNA from Salarias fasciatus (jewelled blenny), 2100 nucleotides. RefSeq names its product ras-related protein Rab-19-like. The record is from RefSeq and is a predicted model, not a curated record. The transcript has 4 exons. Lineage: Eukaryota; Metazoa; Chordata; Actinopteri; Blenniiformes; Blenniidae. The coding region runs from base 773 to 1444 and encodes 223 amino acids. Gene Ontology annotation, molecular function: GTPase activity; GTP binding.
GUGCAGAGGGAGCGAGAGGCAGCAGGAACAGGAAAAAGCCGAGAAGUAAAGGACACGUUGGAAAUAAAAGGAUUGGAAGGGUCAGGUGGGGGCAAACAUGCUGACACGUCUGUGAAAGAGCAGCAGGUGGAUCAGACAGCAACCUGGACCAUGGAGAGGGAUCUUGUGCAAGGCCAUCGAACAUAAGGAGAGAAUUUUCACUUUGUCAAGCAGAGCCUCUGCACUGGGACCAACAGGAUGGGAUUUGUAUUCAUGCUGAAUUUUGCUGUGAUGCUUUAAGUGAGUCAUCACCUGAGGAGGCAGUUUUCUGCAGAAGACAGAGGACAAAAAGGAAAACAUAGCAGUUUGGCUCUUCUGGCCUGUGUCUUUAUAGAAGGACUGUGCUUUCCCAAAGACUAACAUUUAAACUGAGUGACUGAAUUAAGCUUUCAAGUAUUUUAGGAGCUCAAUUUGACAUCUUUGCACAUUUGUCUUACAACUCCUAACUGGUUUUGCAGGCUACACAUAGGUUAAUUUAACUAAACACACUCUGCUGUUGCAAAUAUUUCCUGCUGAUCGACUCAAAAGAGAGAGGAGCAUUUUUUUCGCAAUUGUUUUGGAAGAGUUUUGGGUUUUUUUCCUUCCCUUGAUUGAGUCUUUAUCGAACCAGAGAGAUAACCAGCAUUCUUCUGCCUGAAGGGUCCAGCAUUCCUGGUGAUCUACAGUACAGGAAGGGUCACGUGUGCACAUUGUCAGAAACAGACACACACUCUGCUGGUACUGUACCUCCACCAUGCAGACAUCAGGACCUGAACUUGAUGACUGCUUCGAUUUCCUGUUUAAAAUCAUCCUGAUCGGAGACUCCAAUGUGGGAAAGACCUGCGUGGUUCAGAAUUUCAAGUCAGGGAUCUUCUCUGAGAAGCAGCAGAACACCAUCGGGGUGGAUUUCACCGUGAGGACUGUGGACAUCGAGGGGAAGAAAGUGAAGAUGCAGGUGUGGGACACGGCCGGCCAGGAGAGGUUUCGCACCAUCACCCAGAGUUACUACCGCAGUGCUCACGGCGCCAUGAUUGCGUACGACGUGACGCGGAGCUCGACCUUUGACUCGGUCACCCACUGGAUCAAGGAGGUGGAGCUGUAUGGUGCCGCCAAUGUAGUUCUGGUUCUCAUAGGUAACAAAUGUGACCUUGAGGACGAACGGCAGGUUCAGUUUGAGGCAGCCUGCAAUCUGGCAAAGGAGAAAGGCAUUCUCGUCGCUCUAGAAACAUCUGCAAAGGAGAGUCAGAAUGUGGAAGAGGCUUUCGUGAUGAUGGCCAAAGAGCUGCUCCUUCGGAACGGCCAUGGCGUUCAAAGUGGAGGCUUCGAGAGCUACACCACGCCCCGGAUGCUCCUCCGAUCCAACUCCCGACCCGUCAAUGGCUCCAUUCCUUCCUACACAGCACCAGAGAAGAAGUCCUGCUGCUGAACUGCAUGACGAUCGGAUGAGAAAGACAGCGAUGGACUCUUUUAAUCAUGAACUUUCAAAAAGAAUAAUGGAUUAUUUAGAGAGAGAAAAAAAAGAAUGUGGAUGAAGAGCGUGGCUUGCAGAGACAAGAAGAAGCUGAAAAUGUUGAAAAGUAUUGAAUUGUUAAGUCAGUGCAGUUUUAUCUGACAUACAGCAGCAUUAUCGAUGUCAUGUUUUUGAUGUCAGCUGUAGCUGGACUGCUUUUGUCGACUUGACAUUUAUCAACGUGGCAACGUCACGCUUUCUGGUUUUGAAGUUUGCACUAAGAAAAGUCAUCCAAACUGAAAUAAGAUGUUAUUUCUUACCACGACAAUUACAAUGCAGCUAUACAAGUUUGCCCUACUGCUGCAUAUUUAGUCAAAAUCCUGUUAACAUUCUUUAUUCUUCUGACAUAUGCUUUUAUAAAAAUCAAAGAGAAGACUCUGAGUAUUUCACUCAAGUGAGCGCUUGUGGUGCUACUGUGACGAGUUCUGGAUGAUAAUAUCUCCCAAAACCUGCUGAAAGCCAAAACACUGUGAAUUUAACAUGUUUGCUUGAACGUUUUCUCCUGUCGAUGACAUGUGAAACGAUAUCUCACUGUAAUUAUAAAUGGUUAUGAGGAUGUUUCUUUCUGUUUC